This is a messenger RNA of Knipowitschia caucasica, 525 nucleotides long. The record is from the annotation of a GenBank genome assembly. Lineage: Eukaryota; Metazoa; Chordata; Actinopteri; Gobiiformes; Gobiidae.
AUGUAUAAGAGCCAACUGGUUAAGAACGACAAAGGACUGCUGUGGAUCCUGCAUUUUUGGUCCCUGCUUCUGCCCCCUCCCCUGCUGUCAGACACCCCCUGGGGCUUUGAGCGCCGUGACCUGGAGCUGGCGAAGGCACACCUGCUGGAAACCUGGCUCAGACGGAGAGGAGGGACUAAAAGAGACACAAAUGCGGUGUUGGUCCCAGCGCAGAUCCGUUGUCCUACUGAGGAGAAAUUCAGGGAGAUUGCUGCCUACAACGAGAACAGAUGGGGGGUCCCACACUGCGUUGAUACUUUGUGCGUUUGGGCCGAUGGCGCUCUGUACGGCGCUCUGUACGGCGCUCUGUACGGCGCUCUGUACGGCGCUCUGUACGGCACUCUGUACGGCGGGAUGCGUGUGCCUGGUGCGGGGCUCGCGCGUGGGCUGGGGGUACGGGGAGGCGGGGGUGAGCUGGCAGCCACGGCCCGGGCAGCGAUCAGCCGCGAGGUGUGGGAGCGCAGCCAAGGCACUCUGCAUGGCUAA